GAAACCGGAAGGGGAAGUCGUUGCCGCCUCCGCUGCCGACGCAAUGCAGCCUUCCUCUGUAUGUGCCAUACUCACGGGCUCUCUGGGUAACCAACCUGUUCCUGUCGGUGCAGAGGGAGGAGAAGCAGCUUGAGGCAUCAUUAGAUGCACUGCUGAGUCAAGUGGCUGAUCUGAAGAACUCACUGGGGAGUUUCAUUUACAAGUUGGAGAACGAGUAUGACCGGCUGACCUGCUUUGCCUUGCUCUCCGGACAGCUGAACACUUUGAACAAGGUCUUGAAGCAUGAAAAGACACCACUGUUCCGUAAUCAGGUCAUCAUCCCUCUGGUGCUGUCCCCAGACCGUGAUGAAGAUCUCAUGCGGCAGACUGAAGGACGAGUGCCUGUUUUCAGCCAUGAGGUGGUCCCUGACCAUCUGAGAACCAAGCCCGACCCUGAGGUCGAAGAGCAAGAGAAGCAGCUAACAACAGAUGCGGCCCGCAUCGGUGCUGACGCAGCUCAGAAGCAGAUCCAGAGCUUGAAUAAAAUGUGCUCAAACCUUCUGGAGAAAAUCAGCAAAGAGGAACGGGAAUCGGAGAGUGGAGGUCUCCGGCCAAACAAGCAGACCUUUAACCCUGCAGACACCAAUGCCUUAGUAGCCGCUGUGGCCUUUGGGAAGGGGCUAUCUAAUUGGAGACCUUCAGGCGGCAGUGGUCCUGGCCAGCUGGGCCAGCCCGGAGCUGGGACCAUUCUUGCAGGAGCCUCAGGAUUACAACAGGUGCAGAUGGCAGGAGCUCCAAGCCAGCAGCAGCCGCUGCUCAGUGGGGUGCAGAUGGCUCAAACAGGUCAAACAGGAAAAAUGCCAAGUGGAAUAAAAACCAACAUCAAGUCAGCUUCAAUGCAUCCCUACCAGCGGUGAGUGUGGCCGGCAACCUCCACUCCCAGGUGCCCCUUGCAGAGUUGGGCAGUGAAAUUGCCUUUUGCCCAAAGUGAACUACAUGGGUAUAAUAAAGAGAACAUGGGCUUUCAGCACCAGACAGAUCCCAGCUCUACCACUGACUAGCUGAGUGACCUUGGGCAAGUGACCUCAUUUUUGUCAGCCUGUUUUCUUAUUUGUAACUGGCGAUGAUACCUACCUCAUAGGGUUGUUGUGAGGAUUAAAAUGAGAAAAUGAAUGUAAAACACUUAGUAUAGUCUAUGAAAUGACGGGUAUUCAAUAAAUGGUAGUUUCUACAGCCACUUCUCCCCACUGCCCUCCUCAAUCCUGGAUCCAGAACUUAGCGGGAUCUGAUACUGCUUCACGUCAGUAGUGAGCUGACAGACCCAAGAUCACAGGCUGCUCUGUUAUGUUUGAAAGCCUGUGCUUACUUUGUGUGGCCAGAAACUCUCAUAGCCAAUGUAUGUCCUUAGGGACGUGCUGGCUCUGCAGGCCCCCCUGCCCAGGUUCCAUCUUGGCCAUCUCUCCGAGCUGCGGGCAUUGAAGCUUCUGGGCGGGGACAAAUGGCCCACCUGCAGCUCUGGUGAAGUGUGGGUCUGCUCUCCUUCUCUCCUCUAAGAAGCCGGUUCAGCUCUUACCUGGGAAAUAGUCACAAAGUCAACUAUCCUUUACCUCACCCCAUACACAUGA
Molecule: messenger RNA, 1604 nt
Organism: Odobenus rosmarus divergens (Pacific walrus)
Lineage: Eukaryota; Metazoa; Chordata; Mammalia; Carnivora; Odobenidae
Gene: MED8
Product: mediator complex subunit 8
Exons: 7
Coding region: 357-896 (179 amino acids)
Biological process (GO): regulation of transcription by RNA polymerase II
Cellular component (GO): mediator complex; core mediator complex
Molecular function (GO): transcription coregulator activity; RNA polymerase II cis-regulatory region sequence-specific DNA binding
Source: RefSeq, a predicted model, not a curated record